UUGCACCAUGGAAGUUGGGAAGAGUAUCGCGGUGGGGUGAUAAACGCGUUGUGAAUGGUGGGGAUCACAGUGGAGGAAACACGAUCUGUUAUCGGUGAACUGGAGUAAUUUAACACGUCUUUUUGUCCUUUGGAUUUCUGAGAAGACUGUCCUCUCCAUACGUAAUCUGGAGCCUAGUCGGUAUGAGGAAUGAAUGGACCAUCUGCCUCUAGAAUGUGGAGUUUCUGCCUCGAGCAGGCAAUUUGCUUCUUUCAUGCUGUUGUCCAGUAAGGCAGGAGGCAUGCCAGCUCCUGAGCAGACCCCUUUUAUGGAGGAGGGGCUGCUGCUGACCUCUCGGGAAGCCUCCACAGACCAAGGCCUAGUGGAACCUGAGGCUACAGCCACCACCAUUUUAGCAUCUGUGAAAGAACAGCCUGAGAAAGAUGAUCAUUCCAUGUUUGUACCAUCGUCCAGGGACUCCACCUCUGUGCCGGUCCACAAAGACCUGGAUGGACUGAUUGAAAAAGAACAUGAAACAUCUGAAGAGAGGAGCUUGGAGCUCCAGUUUGAAAGACUCACAAGAGAGCUUGAGGUGGAACGGCAAAUUGUUGCCAGUCAGCUGGAAAAAUGCAGACUUGGAGCAGAAUCACCUAGCAUUGCCAGCAUCAGCUCUACAGAGAAGUCCUUCCCCUGGAGAGCAAUAGAUGCAGCAACAAGUGAAGCUAGCAGAUCCAGAGGUUCAGAUCACUCCCAUCCUGCUGCCUAUCGUAUUAGAACUGAACAGGAACAAGUGACAUUGUAUUCACCUGAACAGACGUCUCUUCAUGAAAGUGAGGGAUCCCUAGGAAAUUCCAGGAGUUCUACACAAAUGAAUUCCUACACGGACAGUGGAUACCAGGAAGCUGGAAGUUACUACAGCAGUCAGAACAUGGGCAAGCCCGAAUUUAGACAUCAGCAUUCGUAUCCUGGAAACAUUGGCUCUAAUCAUGUGGUAAGGAGCUGUCGAGCUGAAGGCCAGACAUUAAUCCAGCCUCCAACAACAAUAACUGCAUUGUCUAACAGAGCAAUGAGACGGGUUAGCUCUGUUCCAUCUAGGACACAGUCUCCUGCUUAUGGCACUGGUAUUUCUCCACCAAGAGGAUCAUUGAGGACUUCAGUAGGAAGUGGUUAUGCUUCUCCAGUUGUUACGGAACCCAGAUCUCUUGGAUCUAGUGUCUUUCCCUCCUCAACCUUACCAACACAAAGAGGAGGCUCCCCUUACACCUUGCAAAGAGCUGCGUCACCUUCAGGAAUCCGUAGGAUCUCUUCAGUCACUUCCAGGCCGUCUACCAAUCCAAGUCGUGCAGCAUCACCCUUUCAGAAUCUAGGAAUGUCUGUCAGAGUUGGUUCACCCCUCACUAUGCUCGAAACUAAAACAAGACUGGGAUCUCCUUCUCAAGCCCAAAUUGGAUCUUCUUCCCCCAAAAGACCUGGAAUGACUGCAGUUCCACAGCACAUAGGGACAGAUUUACAAAGAACAUUUCACCAAGACAUUGAUCAGUAUGGACCCCAGUCAUAUGACAUUUAUGAAAGAAUGGUUCCACCUCGGCCAGACAGUCUUACAGGUUUACGAAGUUCAUAUGCCAGCCAACACAGCCAGCUUGGACAAGACCUGCGAUCAGCUAUGUCCCCUGAUUUACAAAUCACACCUAUUUAUGAGGGGAGAACGUUUUAUAGUCCUGUGUACCGCAGUGCAAACCAAGGCUCUGUGGAUCUCCAUCAUGGAACCCAGACAGCAGUAUACCACUCUGGUUCAGGUGUUGGAAAUCUACAGAGGACUUCAAGUCAGCGCAGUGCUGUAACGUACCAAAGAAAUAAUUAUGCUUCAAAUACAGCAGCCAACUUUAACGAACCCUACAGAUCAAUGCUGUAUCGACCAUCAGACUCCAGUUACAACAGGCUCCAACAAGGAACGACGGUUGAUGAUGGUACAACAAGAUCCCCUUCCAUAGACAGUGUUCAGAAAGACCCAAGGGAGUUUGCAUGGCGUGAUCCAGACUUGCCUGAAGUUAUUCAUAUGUUACAGCAUCAGUUUCCGUCAGUGCAGGCAAAUGCAGCUGCGUACCUACAACACCUGUGCUUUGGAGAUAAUAAAGUAAAAUCAGAGGUAUGUCGUCUGGGUGGAAUUAAGCACUUGGUCGAUCUUUUGGAUCACAAGUCACUUGAAGUUCAGAAGAAUGCUUGUGGUGCGCUGCGAAACCUUGUAUAUGGCAAAGCUACUGAUGACAAUAAGAUAGCAGUGAAAAACAGUGGAGGGAUUCCUUCACUUUUGCGUUUGUUGAGAAAAAGUGUUGAUGCAGAAAUCAGAGAGCUUGUAACAGGGGUCCUUUGGAAUCUCUCAUCGUGUGAUGCUGUGAAAAUGACAAUCAUUCAUGAUGCCUUAGGAACUCUGACAAACACGGUCGUAAUUCCCCAUUCCGGUUGGAGUACUAAUUCUUCUUUUGAUGAUGAAAGGAAAGUCAAGUUCCAUUCUUCACUGGUACUGCGAAACACCACUGGCUGCCUGAGGAAUCUCAGUUCAGCAGGAGAAGAGGCACGUAAACAGAUGCGGUCGUGUGAAGGGCUGGUUGAUUCGUUGCUGUAUGUUAUCCAGACAUGUGUGAACACAUCUGAAUUUGACAGCAAGACUGUUGAAAAUUGUGUUUGCACAUUGCGAAAUCUCUCUUAUCGCCUGGAAAUUGAGGUUCCACAAGCUCGGCUGCUAGGUACAAAUGAACUAGAUGGCUUGCUUGGCAGUGAAUCUCCCAGCAAAGAUUCAGACUCAAGCUGUUGGGGCAAGAAGAAAAAAAAGAAAAAGAAGCAACCACAAGAAGAUCAGUGGGAUGGUGUUGGACCAAUUCCAGGAUUUUCCAAAUCUCCCCGGGGUGUUGAAAUGUUGUGGCAUCCAUCAGUAGUCAAGCCAUAUCUAACGCUGCUAGCAGAGAGUUCAAACCCAGCCACUCUAGAAGGAGCUGCAGGAUCUCUGCAGAAUCUUUCCGCAGGCAACUGGAAGUUUGCUGCCUACAUUCGUGCUGCUGUUAGAAAGGAAAAAGGACUUCCAAUCCUUGUGGAGCUUCUAAGAAUGGACAAUGAUCGAGUGGUCUGUUCCGUUGCAACUGCCUUAAGAAACAUGGCAUUAGAUGUACGAAACAAAGAAUUAAUCGGUAAAUAUGCUAUGCGGGACCUGAUCAAUCGUCUUCCUGGUGGUAAUGGCCCAAAUGUGUUAUCUGAUGAAACUGUAGCAGCAAUCUGUUGUGCAUUGCAUGAAGUCACCAGCAAAAACAUGGAAAAUGCCAAAGCUCUGGCAGACACUGGGGGAAUAGACAAAUUGGUGAACAUUACAAAAGGAAAAGGUGAAAGAUCAUCUCUUAAAGUGGUCAAAGCAGCAGCUCAGGUGUUAAAUACGUUGUGGCAAUACCGGGACCUCCGCAGCAUUUAUAAAAAGGAUGGUUGGAAUCAAAGUCAUUUCAUUACACCUGUGUCCACACUGGAGCGAGAGAGAUUUAAAUCUCAUCCAUCCUUAUCCACAACCAAUCAUCAGAUGUCUCCAGUGGUCCAGUCAGUUGGUAGUGCAACAUCAUCGCCAGCACUUUUGGGAAUAAGAGGACCUCAUUCUGACUAUGAACGAGGUCAGACAUCUAUGCAAUACUAUAACAGUCAGGGGGACAGCAUCAAGCACAGCACUGAAUCCAGUAAGCCCUCACCAAUCUACAUAGGUUCAUAUUCUUCACCAGCAAGAGAAGACGACAGAAGACUGCAACAUCAACAGCUGUAUUACCCCCAAGAUGACAAAAACAGAAGAAAUUACGAUGCCUACAGAAUGUAUUUACCAUCACCGCACAGUUAUGAAGAUCCUUAUUUUGAUGACCAAGUACAAUAUUCCUCCACAACAGAUUAUGCUGCACAACACGGACUCAAAUCCACAACCAAUUAUGUGGAUUUCUACUCUGCUGCCCGACCGUACAGAGUAGAGCAGUACCCAGGGUCGCCAGACUCUUGGGUGUAGCAUUAGGAGGACAAAUACAAAACAAACUCUGCCUUUCUUUUAAUAGAACUGAAUGUUCGUUUUUGUUUGGGGUUUUUCAUCGAUGGAGAAAAUGUGAAUGUGAACCAAAGGAAGGUUAGAAGGAAGAGUGCAACUUUGGAGGGAUCACAGGAAGAGAAUCUGCAAGACAGAAAUGGAGUCUUUGCUCUGUGUAGAUGAUAGAUCUGUUAACUUGUAGAGCCUGUAGUUUGGUGAAGGUGUGGGCCAUGUGAUGAAAGGUUUGCGCUAGUAAAUCUGAUCCUAAUGAUGUGUAGGUUCAGGCAGAAUGGACAAUGUUUCCCAUUGUGAAUAAGUCCAAUUUUCAAGUUUGUACAGAGAAAUGCUGUUUUUUUUUUCCUUUUGUUCAGAUGCUAACUACAGAAAAUCAUGUAUGGUAUUCCUUCUUGUAAAUUUAUUUCAUUGUUGUAAAUAUGAGUCUGCCUCAUGAACCACAGUACGCGUGCCAUCAUUUGUAAUGCAGUAUGUCAUUUUGCAAUGAAUUUGAAACCGCUAACACCACAAAAGAGCUCUUCUAAAUGCUAAUAAAAAGAUUAAUUUUGUUUUUAAUGAGAUUGUGUAAUAAUGAAACAGAGAGAAUGUCUACACUUUUAUUUUUCCAUUCCCUUCCUCUUUCAUGAUGUUCACUGCCAUUUUCUAUGCACCCAGAACAAAAUAAAUGAGUAACUAUUGACGUUU
This is a messenger RNA of Protopterus annectens (West African lungfish), 4717 nucleotides long. It is a transcript of the gene PKP4, whose product is annotated as plakophilin 4. Gene Ontology annotation, molecular function: cadherin binding. The transcript has 24 exons. Gene Ontology annotation, cellular component: plasma membrane; nucleus; cytoplasm. Bases 194 to 4003 code for a protein of 1269 amino acids. Lineage: Eukaryota; Metazoa; Chordata; Ceratodontiformes; Protopteridae. Gene Ontology annotation, biological process: cell-cell junction assembly; cell-cell adhesion. The record is from RefSeq and is a predicted model, not a curated record.